Messenger RNA from Beta vulgaris subsp. vulgaris (sugar beet), 3531 nucleotides. RefSeq lists its product as uncharacterized. The transcript is spliced from 23 exons. Gene Ontology annotation, cellular component: vesicle; myosin complex; actin cytoskeleton. Gene Ontology annotation, molecular function: actin filament binding; ATP binding; microfilament motor activity. The record is from RefSeq and is a predicted model, not a curated record. Lineage: Eukaryota; Viridiplantae; Streptophyta; Magnoliopsida; Caryophyllales; Amaranthaceae. Gene Ontology annotation, biological process: vesicle transport along actin filament; regulatory ncRNA-mediated post-transcriptional gene silencing; protein deubiquitination. Bases 1063 to 3297 code for a protein of 744 amino acids.
CCGUUUCAUGUUGGUUCAUAUACCUUCUAUGUGAAACCCAUGAAACUCCAAACCCCAGCGAACCCCCAACGAACCUGACCUCCUCUCUCUCGCUCACCUUCGCCUGCGCGUCGCCGGCGAUUCUUCCAGGCUCGCCGGAGUUUCGUGCCGUUCCUUUCUCUGUUUCGGUGCUGCUGUGUCCUUUCUUCGCUCUCCUUAAGGUUCGAUUCCCUCCUUAGCUCGCGCUGCUCGACGCUGCCCUUACGUCGUCCCGCGCCACCUUGUCGUCGCCGGUGCUACUGUGCGCUUGGUGCUGCCGCUUAUCUAAGGUGAUCUUGUUGGUGUUGUGUUGUUAUUGUUGUUGCUGCGUCGUUGCCGAAGCUUCGAAAUCUCCCUCUCAACCCUCUGUUUCUCGAUUCUUCGCUGAUCCUGAUAGAGCAGAGCUUUCGGUUUCAUUGAAGAGUCGUUUAGACCGAGAUAGUUGUUUAACUGUGAUUCGAAAAGGAGGCAAUAUUUCGUGUAUUGGCUGCUAAUCUCCAUUUGGGUAAUGUGGGAUUUUCUCCUGGUAAAGAAUAUGACUCCUCAAAGAUAAAGGAUCCGACAUCUAGCUUCCAUCUUCAGAUGGCCGCUGAUCUUUUAGAAUAUGCUAUGUGGAAUCAAGUAUUGGUCAAUUGGGACGGAUUUGGGCUCCUGGCCUAAUACAUACUCUCAUUUCCGAACUCCUUAUGGUUGAAGAUCAAUGGAAUUUGCCGAUGGUUUCCUACCAACUAGUGUGUGUGUGUGCGCGCGCGCGCUCUGUUAGAGGUCCUUAACAGUCCCUUUUAUGUUUCCAAUGGUGGUCUGUUUUUGCACUUGCUUGGAUAAUUUGUGCUCUGAAUCUACAGUUUCGAGCAGUUCUGUAUCAACUUUGCAAAUGAGAAGCUCCAGCAACACUUUAAUGAGCAUGUUUUUAAAGUGGAGCAGGAAGAGUAUAAUAGAGAAGAGAUCAAUUGGAGCUACAUUGAAUUUGUUGACAAUCAGGAUGUUCUUGACCUCAUAGAAAAGAAACCAAUUGAGAUCAUUGCUCUUCUGGAUGAAGUUUGUAUGUUUCCAGAAUCAAUACAUGAGACAUUUACCACCAAGCUAUUCCAACAGUUCCCAUCACACCCAAGGUCGGAGAAGGACUAUGUUCCUGUCCGAAGAUCUCUCUUCAAUCCAAAGAGUGGCGGUGAUGGUGAUGGUGAUGCAGCUGAUGAUAUGAUCCACUGGAAAGGUUUUCAACAGACUUUGCAGCCCACUCAAAUGAGUAUUUCCUUCAACAUGGGUUCUCCUGCAAGACUAUUGUGCAUAGCUCAGGUUGUCAUUAAAUCUCUAAAGAACAAAUUUGGAAGCGGUUUACUUUAUAGAUAUCUCUCUGAUCGAGAGUGUCUCAAGGUUGAGAAAGCCUUGAAGGGGGUCAUAAUCGAAAUCCUGCACUGGAAAUCCCGGAAACAAUACAAGGCUUUAGGCUUAUCAGCUCAACCAUCAAACCAGUUGACGUUUGCCCUAUCUGGCGUGACUCAAGAGUCUGUUCCUCAGUUUUUCCUGAUGAAGUAUAAACUCAUGCUUCCAUGCUACCUUUCGUGUCUUGAGGUUGGAAGUAGCAGACAUCCAAUAUAUUUACCCGUGGAGGUAUGUGAAACGGUUGAAGCCCGAAGAUGUCCAAAGAAAUUGAAUGGUACUCUUGUGUUCUAUCUGGUGAAUAAUUGUGCAAUUUCUCCAUUGAAAAGAGCUGCUGCUAUUGAUAUCGUAAGGACACAUUCUUUCAAGUUGCUUGGUGGGGUAGGAGACAGUAGCUGUCCAUCAUCUAUUGCUGCGAAAGAAAAUUGUCCGCCAGGAAUUCAGAAUCUAGGAAAUACAUGCUUCCUUAAUUCUCUUUUACAGGCAUUGGCGAGUUGCAGACUGAAUUGGCAACUUCCUAGCUUUUGUACAUGUGUUGCACAACAUUGUUUAUACAUUCAAUUUGGUGAGACGAUUGAGAAGAUUCUCAAUCAUACUGCAGGACCUAUUAGACCAAGCAGUAUUAUUCAUCUUUUACAUGAUGUGUUAUCAUCAUAUGUCAUUGGUCAACAAGAAGAUUCGUCUGAAUUAUAUGUGAAGUUGUUAUCCAAAUCCUGUUUUAAACGAUUGAGAGACUUCUUCACAUUAUAUCGGAGUGGUUACGAGGUUGAAGAUAUCCACUUUAUCCUCGAAUUGCAAGAUGGAACCACUUCGAGUUCUGUUCAACAUUUACUACAGGGGACAGUAUUUUCCAAAUGUCCUCAGAUCUUGACCUGCUAUGUUGGAUACAGUUUCAAGGAAAACGGGGAAAAACUAAAAAGAAACCUAGUUUGUGAACGUCAUUUAACUCUCCGUUCUUCUAGCAACGGCGUUGAAAUUGGAGUUAGGUAUCAAUUUGUAGCGGCUGUGAUUCACACGGGACAGUGUUUUACCAUGGGUCACUAUUUUACUGUUGCAGCUGUUGGAGACGACAUAUUCAUGCUUUUUGAUGAUGAAACCGUAAAAGUGUUUGAUCAAGAACUUCAUUUUGAUGAGGCUUAUAUGUUGUUCUACAAGAAAAUGGCUGUGCCAGUAGAAGUCCCCGUCGAGAGUUUCUCAUUACGGAGGUCUGGGAGGACUAGGCGUCAUCCUGUCCAUUUCCGUGUCCCUAUAGUGACUGGUUGCGGAUGUGGCUGUUUGGCUUCUAGGACCAGACGCCGCCGUAGGACCACACAUCGUCCGUCUCUGCAUCCUGUAGCUGACACGGAGUUGAGGCGAGAUGACUUUGAAACGGGUAUGCCAGUAGAGAGUUUCUCGUUACGGAGGUCUGGGAGGACUAGGUGUCAGCCUGUCCAUUUCCGUGUUCCUAUUGGCGAGCGUGUCCGCUUGGAUUCUAGGCCGACUUCUGCUCCACUUGCAGAUCUUGCCGGGGGAUUCCCGGUGCGCAGACGUAGGUCAUCUAGGACCACGCGUCGUCAGUUUCAGUGUCUCGUAGCUGACACAGAGGUGAGGCCCGAUGAACUUGAAACGGUAGAGAGUUUCUCGUUACGGAGGUCUGGGAGGACUAGGCGUCAGCCUGUCCGUUUCCGUGUUCCUAUUGGUGAGCGUGUCCGCUUGGCUUUUAGGAUCAGACAUCGCGAGCCUGCCUCUUCACUUGCAGAUCUUGCCGGGGGAUUCCCGGUACGCAGACGUAGGUCAUCUAGGGCCACACGUCGUCUGCGUGAGGAUCUUGCAGUUGACACGGAGUUGAGGCCUGAUGAGCUUGAGACGGUUGCGUCGCUUGUUCUUUUGGGCGUUGACUCCACUAGAAGGCCUUGUUGAGGAUUUUUCGUUACACAGGUCUCCAGUAGUCGACAACCUAUUUUUGUGCCUACGCCCAAGUGAAGUUCAUGCUCGCCUGCGCCAUUUAGCUCGUUUGAUCGUUCUCUUAGACUUCUUGGAUAUAAAGAAGUGAUCAGUACUUUUGUACAUUUUUUUUAUGUAAAAUUUUGUACAUUUUUUUUAUGUAAAAUUUUGUACAUUUGUGGUAUUACUGAUAUACAUGUUUUUGUGGUC